Molecule: messenger RNA, 1647 nt
Organism: Gongylonema pulchrum
Lineage: Eukaryota; Metazoa; Nematoda; Chromadorea; Rhabditida; Gongylonematidae
Source: the annotation of a GenBank genome assembly
AUGUCCUGCGGUGGAGCAAUUUUUGUAAACUGUAGUUAUGUUGCAGAAUCUUUGGAGUCAGUAGCGGCGAUGGAUUCGCAUGAGGCAACGACGACGGACGCGGUGAAGAAGGAGCAGGAGGAAGAGCGGACCACUUCACCGUGCCGCUCGUUUAGCUCCGGUGAGCUCAGUGACGACAGUGAUGUUGCUGCUGAUGAUAACGCUUGCUGUGGUGUUGCUAAUGAUUAUGACUACGAUGCAGCAGUUGAAGAUGAGGUUGAACUGGAGGAGCAACAUACAUCAAGAAAUGGACUUGCUGAGGGUCGCCAAAAACGCUUUAAUAAGACUGUCCGUUCGGAUGAAGAAUCCGGUGAUUCUGAACAUUCCGAUCCAGAAGCCCAUUCCAGGAGAAAUGAUGAUAAGCUUUUUUCCAGCGAAAUGCGCAUUAUGCACACGAAUGAGAUGCGUUUAUUGCGAGAAACCUUUGAAGAAUUGAAAAAAAUAAUGAGCGAGCGCGGAAUGGAUAUAAUGUCAACCAAUAUUGGCCGGGAUGUUGCGGAAUUUUUGCAUGAAAAAGAGCAGUCAGCGAAUGCGGGGCAUAUUGAAUCACAGACAAGCGUACCUGUUUCUGCAUCAAAAUCCUGCCCGGGAUCAUUCGGUGUAUUAUCAACGAACCAGAACUUCCCUUUGAAUCGUUCCUCUACAACGAAGCCACACUUUCGUGCUGAACGGACUUUAUCAAAUGUUGGUCCGUCUGUUGCUCCCUCAGGAAUUGGUUCUGUUGCUAUCCCACCCGCUGAUUUUUCGAUUCCACCACCGACGAUAAAUCGAGCGGAGCUUGGUCGAAGUGAUCGGACAUACGGCAACCCUGGCACUUCUACGGUUGAUAUGUCUCCAACAGCCAACGCCGUACGAGCAUCGAUAAGUGACACAGAAUUGUCCAGGGAAAGGCGUUCGUUAUAUUCGAAACAUUUCAUUCAAGGCAAACUACUAGCAAACGACCAUACAAUGGAAACAUUCAGUGAAUCACCUUUCGGGCCACGUAAUGGAAAUAUGGUAUCCAGAGAACAUGGAGCAUUGAGUUUCGGACCACGAUUUGCUCCCGAAAUGGAGCAUUCUGGGCCAUCAGCCGGUGGUGUGCCGCGACUAGCGCAUCUCUCCUCCUCUAGGUCUCACCGUUACGUUGGACCAUCACUUCGCGAUGGUUUUUUGCAUAUGGAUGACCGUGGUACUUCAUUUUUGGAUUCCGGAUGCUCUCCGUUUUUGCCUGAAAGAGGAAUGCCGUUCUCGAAUAGUAGGAUUGUUUCGAUGUAUGAUGAUGGGCGAUUACCAUUCCACCAAUAUGAACACUUACAAGGUGAAGAUGCAAUCCGAAUUCGACACGUCUGGAACACACGCUCAUCGACUCAUCAAAAGAACAGGGCAAUGCAGCAGGGACGGGAAAUUUUUCGCGAUCGGAAAACUUUUCGCAUCAGACGAGCCAGACUACCAGAAGUGCGGGAUCAUUCACGAUCACCGUUAUGCAUUCCGAAAACUGCAGCCACAGCUAGCAUCUCAACGGGUGAAAAUGGCAAUGAAAGAAAUGUGACGUCAUCAAGCGCAACGAGCCGAACGGCAGAAUUACUUCCUGGAGUAAAUGAACCAGUGAGCGAAACAGCUGAGAAAUAG